AUGGCCUCCCACGCCUCUAUCCAAGAUCGCACUCCCGAAUUCCACAGCAUCCUCGCCCAAGCACAAAAGUCCCUCGCUCGCCAACGUAAAGCCGGCGCGCCGCAGUCCCAGCCCUUGCUACCGCAGCAGAACGGCACCGCGACACCACCAACUCGAAAACAGAGAAGCGAGUUUGCGCGCAAUGCAGCUGCCAUCGGACGAGGAAUCGCCGCUACUAUGGGCAAGCUGCAGAGACUCGCCGAGCUUGCCAAGAGAAAGACGCUUUUCGACGAUAGGCCCGUGGAAAUCGCAGAAUUGACCUAUGUGAUCAAGCAAGAUUUGGCAGGACUGAAUCAGCAAAUCGGCGCACUGCAACAACUCCAGCGACAGACAAACCAAGGCGCUAAAGGUCCAGAUCAGGAGGGUGAACACAACAAGAACGUGGUGGUGCUUCUGCAAGGAAGACUGGCGGAUGUGAGCAUAAACUUCAAAGAGGUGCUCGAAGUUAGGACCAAGAACAUCCAAGCCAGCAGAUCGCGACAGGACAACUUCGUAAGCAGCGUGAGCCAUCAAAGCCAGGCCGCUGCGCCGCAUUUAGAUCCUGGCAGGACAGAUUCGCCCUUGUACAGCACACCGCAACGGGGACCAAGCCCGAAACCUGGACAGAUGUCAUCGCAACAAGAUGUGCUCUCGCUCGAACCUUCAUCCGGCAGCUCAGGCGCGCUUUACCAGAAUGGAGGAGGUGCCGUGUCGCAACAGCAACUGCAGAUCAUGGAAGAGGGCGCUUCAUCGAAUUCAUACAUCCAACAGCGAGGCGAAGCGAUAGAAGCGAUCGAAAGGACUAUCAACGAACUGGGCGGCAUCUUCGGCCAACUGGCACAGAUGGUCUCCGAACAGUCAGAACAAAUCCAGCGAAUCGAUGCCAAUACCAACGACGUCGUGGACAACGUCGAAGGUGCACAAAGACAGCUUAUGAAGUACUGGUCUCGAGUGCAAGGCAAUCGAUGGUUGAUUGCAAAGUUGUUCGGCGUGUUGAUGAUUUUCUUCCUGCUGUGGGUGCUGAUCGCUGGAUGA
Messenger RNA from Zasmidium cellare ATCC 36951, 1053 nucleotides. RefSeq lists its product as uncharacterized. Gene Ontology annotation, biological process: endoplasmic reticulum to Golgi vesicle-mediated transport; intracellular protein transport; vesicle fusion. Gene Ontology annotation, molecular function: SNARE binding; SNAP receptor activity. The transcript has a single exon. The record is from RefSeq and is a predicted model, not a curated record. The coding region runs from base 1 to 1053 and encodes 350 amino acids. Gene Ontology annotation, cellular component: SNARE complex; endomembrane system; Golgi membrane. Lineage: Eukaryota; Fungi; Ascomycota; Dothideomycetes; Mycosphaerellales; Mycosphaerellaceae.